AUGGAUACGAAAGAUUUCGAAUUUCGACCCACUAAGGAAGGUGUACGGUCGAAAAGUCCUGGCGUUAUCGGACGUCUAAGCAAUUUUGCCAGAAGUAAAGCCCGACACUCACUGAAUGAGAAGACGUCCAAUUCGGCAACGUUCAAUGAAAAAUCGAAAAAGGAUCUCCAUCGCGAAUUCCAGAGAUGUCGCGACAACAACGAUCUUCGGCUUGAUCUCAGUUCAAACGAAAUUACAUCCAUACCGUCUUCUAUCAGAGACCUGACACAAUUGACGGAGUUGUUUUUGUACAAGAACAAACUUACCCAAUUACCGCACGAGCUAGGCAACCUGGUGUCCCUUCGAAAGUUGGGCUUGAGUGAGAAUGCUCUUUGUUCAUUACCGGACUCACUUGCCUCUCUAACGCAACUUGAAACGUUAGAUCUUCGCCACAAUAAACUCACCGAAAUUCCUUCUGUUAUUUAUCUCAUUACCUCGUUGGAAACUCUUUGGUUACGAUAUAACAGGAUCGUAUCCGUUGGCGAGGAUAUUGGAAACUUAUCGAGGCUCAAAAUGAUUGAUCUUCGGGAAAAUAAAAUUCAUAGUUUACCGGCUUCGGUCGGGAAAAUGCGAUCAUUAGUUGUAUGCCUGCUGAGCUACAAUCACCUCUCAAAGGUUCCUGAUGAAGUUGGACAAUGUCUGAGCUUGACUCAACUCGAUUUACAACACAAUGACCUUGCAGAAUUACCGGAGACCAUGGGAAAAUUGCAAAAUCUUGUUCGUCUAGGCAUAAGGUACAACAAACUUCGCGAAUUACCCUCUUCUAUUGAGAACUGUACUCAGUUAGAAGAGUUCAUUGUUGAAGGGAAUCAUCUUCAACAACUUCCUGAUGGUAUGCUUACUUGCCUUCCGAAGUUAAGAACUAUAAAUCUGUCGCGGAACGAACUAUCUUGUUUUCCACAAGGAGGACCGCAACAAUUUGUAUCCGCAGUUACUAUCAACAUGGAACACAAUCGGAUAAACAAAAUCCCAAUUGGUAUUUUCUCGCGAGCUGUUGGUCUUACAAAAUUGAACUUGAAAGAGAACGAGCUGUUGUCAUUACCAUUAGAUAUGGGAAGUUGGACAUCGAUAACAGAGCUAAACCUCUCGACAAACCAGCUGAAAGUUCUUCCAGAGGACAUCGAGAAAUUGGUAAACUUGGAGAUUCUUGUUUUGUCUAACAAUCAGCUUAAGAAGUUACCUCCUCAAAUAGGAAACCUUAAAAAACUGCGUGAGCUUGACUUGGAGGAAAAUGACUUGGAAACUAUUCCAAGUGAAAUAGGAUUUCUACUACAGUUAACGAAAUUGUGGGUACAAUCAAAUAAACUCGUAAGUUUACCUCGUACUAUUGGAAACCUCGCCAGUCUCCAAGAUUUACGAGUUGGCGAAAAUUCACUGUCAUCCAUUCCUGAAGAAAUUGGUCAUUUGGAUUGUCUGAAGUCUUUGUAUCUCAAUGACAACUCAUCACUACAUAAUUUACCUUUUGAGCUCGCCCUGUGUUCUUCUUUGGAAAUAAUGUCUAUCGAAAAUUGUCCGCUUAGUCAAAUCCCUCCCGAAAUAACUGCUGGAGGACCUAGUCUUGUAAUUCAGGUAAGUCGUGUAAAUAUCCGUAGAUAG
Messenger RNA from Angiostrongylus costaricensis, 1635 nucleotides. Lineage: Eukaryota; Metazoa; Nematoda; Chromadorea; Rhabditida; Metastrongylidae. The record is from the annotation of a GenBank genome assembly.